AGCAAGUGUCAACUUUUGAUGAUAUGUCUCGAUUUGCAAUCUCCAUUAUCUGGUAUUACCCGUAACUGUCGCGUGCUGCACGGGGGAAACAGUGAGAGUGCUACACGCAACUGUAGCGGGAUUAGAGGAGCCUGAGAAUGGCACCGACCGAUUUAACGAACAUUCAAGCAAUAAAGUUGACACGUUUUUUCAUGAGAUUUACCGGUUUCUGGAUUUCUGGUAAUCCGCGUGGUAAACUUUUCAUGGAUCUCAUGACGGGUUAUACGAUCAUAGCGAUUAUAAUCGCUUGGUAUCUAGUCACAACGGAUCUGUGGUACUCACGAUCAGAUUUCCAUCAAGCAACAUACACAGCCUGCAACAUGAUGACAGUUCUGACAAUAGUCAUCAAGCUAACUACGUUCUCGUUACGGCGAAAAGAAUUUAUGAAACUUAUUCAGUACUGCUACGACAACUUCUGGAAAACUGAUUACGAUGAGGAGGAUGUAGGGAUUUUGCACAAUUGCGAGAUCCGAUGCGUUUUUUUCGUGGAGACGUUUACCUUUUUCGCCCUGACUACAGUCUGUACAUACGCCGCAUAUCCGAUUAUCGCGAAUAUUGGAAGAAAUGAAACUGACAGGAUUCAUCCGUUCACUAUUUGGCUAGACUUCCCGGCAACCACGACACCGUACUUUGAAACGAUUUUUGUUGUUGAAAUAUUUGCGUGUUUUCACUCAGGCGUUUGUUACUUUUGCUUCGACAAUUUCUUAUGCAUCGUAAAUGUGUUCACUGCCGGUCAAUUCCGUAUAUUACAAAGAAAAUUGAGGCUUGUACGCUACGCGUACGGAUUUGAAUCACAAAGCAAUUCCUUCACGGAUCUUUCCUCGUGCAACGGAUACAACGAAUUUUCAAAAACAACACCGGUUGAGAAGCGGUAUAAAUCCAGAGAGACAUUGAAGGACUGCAUUGAGAAGCACCAAGCUCUCAUUGCUUUCACUGAGUCGGUUGAAAAUAUGUAUACACUGGUUAUACUUGGCCAGGUUGUCAUAUUCAGCCUCCUCAUCUGUCUCGUGAGCUAUCAGGCUGUUUUGGCUGAUGGCGAGUUUUCGAGACGAAUGAUCUUCAUUGUGCACAGCGCUGGAACGUUCACCCAACUGUUUAUGUUCACGUUGACCUGCGAUGAUUUGAUACGAGAAAGUCAAGCAGUUGCCGAAGCUGCUUAUUCCGCCCGCUGGUACUACUGUCUCUCUGAUCCCUCUCGCAGGACGCUCGGAAAGGAUCUCAUGUUCGUCAUUAUGAGAGCGAGACGGCCCUGUUGCCUUACCGCCGGUGGCUUUUGUCCGAUCUCUUUGGAAACAUUCACAACCAUAUUGAGUUCAGCAAUGUCUUAUUUGACUUUAUUGAGGAAUGGCCAAAAUACCGAUUAGCAGUGUACUCUCUCAAUGCUAACCGAGUGUUCUGAAAAAUGGUAUCCCUGAUCGUCUUUGUCCGAUACCAUACUGAGUUUCGAUCGAGCGACUGCAUAUACGAAAUAAUAAAAUAGAAAUUAAAAAUACAAACGUACCAUUCACUUUUUUAUAUAACGCAACCACGUUUUCCUCGCUUUUCGAGCCUGCCAGCGGUACGCAAAGUAAGUGUUUU
Molecule: messenger RNA, 1617 nt
Organism: Venturia canescens
Lineage: Eukaryota; Metazoa; Arthropoda; Insecta; Hymenoptera; Ichneumonidae
Product: odorant receptor 13a-like
Exons: 6
Coding region: 138-1403 (421 amino acids)
Biological process (GO): detection of chemical stimulus involved in sensory perception of smell; sensory perception of smell
Cellular component (GO): plasma membrane
Molecular function (GO): odorant binding; olfactory receptor activity
Source: RefSeq, a predicted model, not a curated record